UCUUUACACACUUAACACAUCCAGCGAGCAGUCAGCAUGAUUCAAGUUAUCUUCAGUAUCAUCCUCGGCAUCAUCCUGAUAAGCUACUAUCUCACACCAGAACCCCGGCUGGACACAGAAGAACCUGAACCUCGUCAUGACCGUGACGACCAUGACGGCUCCAGACCAAGCCUUGGAAAAGUCCCCAUCUCGGUAAAUUACCACUUCACACGUCGAUGCAACAAGACAUGCGGCUUUUGCUUUCACACAGCGACCAGCUCGCACAUCGAACCGCCUCAUCGGCAGAAACAGGCGCUGCAGCUCCUAGCCAAAGCUGGCAUGCGCAAAAUCAACUUUGCUGGGGGCGAGCCCUUCUUGUAUCCUAAGCCGCUCGGCGAAAUGAUCACCUUCUGCAAGCGCGUGCUCAAGCUCGAAUCUGUGUCCAUUGUGACCAACGGUAGCCUGGUCCGCGAGGCGUUUCUGCAGGAGCACGCUGACGAGCUGGACAUUCUGGCUGUGAACUGCGACUCGUUCGACGAGCAGACCAACAUCAGAAUUGGCAGGGGCAGCGGCGACCAGGUCAAGAAGCUCUACGAGAUUGCGGGCUGGUGCAGAAAGUACAGCAUCAGCUUCAAGAUCAAUACGGUUGUCAACAACCUGAAUUGGCAAGAGGACAUGAACGAGCAUAUUGAAAGGCUUCGGCCGUUCAGGUGGAAAUGUUUCCAGGUGCUGAUUGUUCAGGGGGAGAAUGACGACCUAGAAGGCGGCACUUUGAGGGACGGGCAUAGCUUUACCAUCACCGACGAGCAGUUCGACGCUUUUAUCAAGAGGCAUGAGGGACAGAAGUGUCUCGUGCCGGAGCCGAAUCGGUUGAUGGCAAAGAGCUAUCUUAUUCUUGACGAGUACCUGCGGUUUUUGGACCGAACCGGUAAGCAGCCAUCCAAGUCGGUUCUGGAAGUCGGGGUAGAAGAGGCGCUGCAAAGCGUGUUCUGGGACGAGGACGCGUUUCUGGAGAAGGGCGGUCUGUACGACUGGGUGAAGCCGGAAGGCGAGGGCGGUUGUGCUGGGGGAGUGGAAGGUGUGGAUUGGUAGACGGGAAGGAAGGAACUCUGCGUUGUGUUAACAGUACCCGAAAUCAU
Messenger RNA from Canariomyces notabilis, 1118 nucleotides. RefSeq names its product radical SAM enzyme. Gene Ontology annotation, molecular function: 4 iron, 4 sulfur cluster binding; catalytic activity. Lineage: Eukaryota; Fungi; Ascomycota; Sordariomycetes; Sordariales; Chaetomiaceae. The record is from RefSeq and is a predicted model, not a curated record. The transcript has a single exon. Bases 37 to 1071 code for a protein of 344 amino acids.